This is a messenger RNA of Phialemonium atrogriseum, 1086 nucleotides long. Its product is annotated as lactonohydrolase. NCBI's taxonomy places the organism in Eukaryota, Fungi, Ascomycota, Sordariomycetes, Cephalothecales, Cephalothecaceae. The transcript has 2 exons. The record is from RefSeq and is a predicted model, not a curated record. Bases 1 to 1086 code for a protein of 361 amino acids.
AUGCCAUUCCAUUUUGUUCGAAACGCUACCGACGACUACAGCGCCACAGAGGUCCCCAAUGACCCAAGCUUUGCCCAAGUCGCAGGAGCCGAUUUUCUUGUCUUUGACAGAGAACGAGGUCUAAAGCUUCUCGGUCCCAGCCCCAGCAACAAGUACAUGUUCACUGUACCCGGGGCUCACGAGGCCCCUGUUUACCUGGCGAGCCAUGACGUCCUGCUAUUCUCACAACUUGGCCCUCCUGAUCCGGACUACUUGCCUCAGAUCAUGGUCAAUCUAAGCCAGACCCCGCCCACUUGGUCGGAAUUCCUGUCCGAUCCACCCGUGUAUGCAGUCAACGGCGGUGCGGUACACAAUGGCUUGCUUCACUGGGUCACCGGUGGUGGGCAUUCCAUCAAUGGCACCGAAUACAGGCCUGGGAUAUUUGCCGUCAACUUUACGACCGGGAAAUCGCAGCCUUUGCUGAACAACUAUUUCGGGCAGUACUUCAGCGGUCUAAACGACGUCGCCAUAGAUCCAAAGGGAGAUAUCUGGUUCACGGAUACCUAUUACGGGUGGUUUAAUGGAAUCAACGACCAAGCACCCCAGUUCCAAACCGCCGUCUGGCGAUUCCGGCCCUCAACCGGCGCCGUCAACAUGGUGGACGAUACGGUCGACCAGCCCAACGGAAUCGCCUUCUCACCUGACUUCAAAACGCUCUACAUCGCGGAUAGCGGGGCUGCGGGCGGUACAUAUCAGCAAUACAUCGGGCCGCAAGGUCCCGUCUACAACAUGACUGGCAAACACAAUGUCUAUGCGUACGACGUUGCUUGCAGCGGCAACUCGCUCAGAAAUAAACGCGUUGUCUACCAGACGCCAACCUUCUUCCCCGACGGUAUCAAGAUAGCAAGGAAUGGCUACAUUGUCACUGCUGCGGGCACUGGUUUGGACAUCCUGGACCAAGAUGGCACGCUGCUGGUUAGGGCGCAGGCAAACUAUACAGUAUUGAAUUUUGCGUGGACUGGUCAGAAUUUCGACACGAUAUGGAUGCUUGGUGUUGAAGGGGUUAGCGAGCUUAGGUUGAACCUUCCGGGUCCGGAAGUACGCUAA